Jatropha curcas is the source of this 2159-nucleotide messenger RNA. The record is from RefSeq and is a predicted model, not a curated record. NCBI's taxonomy places the organism in Eukaryota, Viridiplantae, Streptophyta, Magnoliopsida, Malpighiales, Euphorbiaceae.
GAUAAUGCCUCUGCAUAUUGACAACCGUACACGUGUCCAAGCGGACCCGCUCCCUUCACUUCCAGAAUGCUGGCGUUUCCUGUUUCCAGUUUCCCCUUUGAUUGUGAUGUAACUUUACACAAGGCAAAAACAACAAGACCAAAAAGGUAUUUUGUUCGAUUUCCCUAUAAAAGACCGACCAAAUCGUCAAAAAGAUCCAACAAAAAGCACCGAUUCCUCUUCCCUAAUAAAUCAAACCCGCUUGGAUUCGCUAAUUUCAGCUCUUUUAAACUCAUUUUCUCUUCAUUUCUCUAAAUCUGGAUCCAUCGGAGAUCGAUAAUAUCAGCCUGUAGCUUUUCCGUUGGUAAAAUGUCAAAAAUAUGCUGCUAGUUAAAUAUUGCAUGGGGAAGACGCUAUUUUAGUUGGGUAUGAGAUUUUAGAGCUCAGUUUCCAAUAAAUUUCAAUGGGAGAUCCACCCCAUUGUCCUAAUUCAAGUGGGAAUUCUGAACUGACAACUGUUGCUGUUAGGAAAAAGGUUUAUAAAAGAAACUUGGGAGCUUCUAAUCUUACAGCUAUCCCACAGAGUGCUUAUAAACACAUAGCAUCAUUGAGUCGUAGUAGGAAUAGCGGUGGUGCAGUUAGUCAUGCAGCUAUUUUUUUACUCAAAGUUGCUGCCUUAGAGACGGUCCGAAGGGUUUCUAGGUCUAAGUGUCCCUCUUUAUGGCGUGGACUUCAGGUUCUGCAAAUUCUUUGCUAUCCACCAUUUAAGUGGAUUCAGAAAUGGGCUCCCUUGAAUGGAUUGGUCAAAGGCGUGCAGAUGUUCUCGAGGCCUUUGUUAUUCCUUUCAAUUGCAACAGCAUUCUCUGAACAAUCAGAAUGUCAUAGUGAAAGCCCAAGCAAUACCAUUGGUUCUCUGGAUAACUCAGAAACACAUUCCGAGUCAUCCCUUGUAAAUUCUUCUUCUGAUGCAAGGAGCAGUGAUGGGAAUCCUCAAAGUGUUGAAUCUGAAAAUUGGUUGAUGCAACUCCUCGAAAAGCUAGAAAAUGAAGGCAUUACAUUACCAGAAAGAUAUUUAUGCAGAAUUAAUGAAGAUGAACUCCAUGGAUUUUUUACUGCGGCAAAUGGGGACUUUUCUUGCUUGCUAUCAUCGAUUAAGAAGACAAUCCGUUGGAGAGAGACCUACAGAAUUCUUUCAGAACAAGAACUUGAGAUAUGGUCAAAUUUGCUCUUCUGGCAUGGAUUUGAUGUGGAGCAGAGACCGUGCCUUAUUGUUCGCCUUGGACUAGCUUGCGUCAAUUUGCCAUUCCAUGAGAGACCUCGCUUUGCUCAAGCAGUCAUCUCUCAGGUAGAGCAUGGAGUCCUCCAUUUGGUUGGCAAGGAUAAUCCUCAGAUUACAGUUCUUGUGGAUUGCUAUGGUAUAUCACCAUUAAGACUUCCUAUGCAGAUGCUGAGAUCUUGUUCUUCUCUCCUGCAAGAUAAUUUCCCAAAUCGUCUUGGCUAUUUGCUUGUUAUACGCCUUCCUCCAGUUGUUCGAGUCAUUGCUCAAACUUUUAUUCAAGUUCUGAAACCUUUAACUUGGAAGAAGCUGAGAAUCGAAGGAAAUGCGUACGACAGGGUUAUUUCCGAGUACCUUCAGAUACUUCCAUCUUACCUUGGUGGCAAUUGCAGUUGUAAGACAUGCUCCAACAUCAGCAUUCAUGCUCAACAGCCACAGGUGAUGAAUGAGAUCCGGAGGAUACAGUCAACUGAAAGUGUUAGUGAUGGAGUGGAUCUGCGAUCACUACAUCUGCCUUUUGAGACUGAUGUUCCCAUGAAUGAAAACUGGGACCACUUGUUGAGAACUGCUGUGAUUGGCAUUCUCAUGGUGUGGGUUUUUAUCGCUUUAGUUGCAGUAUUAUAUGAUCCUGAUACCAAACCGAUCUUCUCAUUUCCAUUUCCUCAACCAAAUUAGUAUUCUUUUUGAUAGCUUCAAGGUAAGCACCAGUGUUUCUAAUUACUAUUAGUUCUCUUGCUUUUUGCAAGCUGAAUAAAUGUGGCAUUUGUAUUAUCAUCUAUAGCUAAAAUUAGUCAUGUCGACUUCAUACUCUCUCCAGUAUAAUAAUAGUUCCAGACCAGUUCUUUAAAGUAAAUUUUGUAUUGUGUAUUUAUAUAUGUUAAUAAUUUAAGUAACUUUCUAGAAA